This is a messenger RNA of Ostrea edulis (European flat oyster), 8615 nucleotides long. Its product is annotated as potassium voltage-gated channel protein Shaw-like. Lineage: Eukaryota; Metazoa; Mollusca; Bivalvia; Ostreida; Ostreidae. Gene Ontology annotation, cellular component: voltage-gated potassium channel complex; membrane. Bases 477 to 2192 code for a protein of 571 amino acids. The transcript has 4 exons. The record is from RefSeq and is a predicted model, not a curated record. Gene Ontology annotation, molecular function: protein binding; delayed rectifier potassium channel activity. Gene Ontology annotation, biological process: protein homooligomerization; potassium ion transmembrane transport.
AUUUUUGCAUCCUUCCGUUCAACACAGAUGUGAUAGGAAUUACAGAGCUCUCUAAAAUUCUCUGCAUCACAGGAAAUUUUACUUGCAUAGAACCGACUCCUUAUUUAUUCAAUAUAAACAGUUUAUAUGAUAUGCCAACAUUUUAAUCGUGGUAAUAUAUACUCUUGGUGUUUUUUUCAACAACUUCCAUCUUGAGUGCGAACUGCCCUGAAAUACACAGGGAGAGGGAUUGUUUUGCCUGCGUUUACAUCUGUGAUUGGUAUGUUAGUAUAUGCCUAAGGACGUCUAUUGACAAUAUUCGUGUUAAUAUACACCGGGCAUAUGCCUACAGAAGCAGUAAGCUCGGGCGUCAUUGGUAGAGCGCCAUCAAUCUAUCAGAUCGCGUAACGUCUAAUACUGGUGCCGUGUUCGCAAGCCAUGUACCAUUUUCUCGGCUCGUUAGUAUCAGAUGCUUCGUUACAUCAGAUGUAGUUUUAAUGGAAAGCUUUAGACGUUCAAUAUUUGCACCCAAGACUUCCAUAAUACCCAUUCCACAAUCCAGAAGGAAUGAAAAUAAGAUUGUGCUCAAUGUUGGGGGUGUCAAAUUUGAGACUUAUAAGACAACCUUGAAGAGCAUUCCGGAUACCCGUCUGUCAUGGCUCUCGGACUCUACCGGAAACACGCCAGAGUACGAUCCGAUUUCUGGGGAAUUCUUCUUCGACAGACACUCCGGUAUGUUUCACAUGAUCCUGAAUUAUUACAGGACGGGAAAACUUCACAUCCCUAUGGACGUGUGUGGGCCAGCAUUCGAGGAGGAACUAGCUUACUGGGGUCUGGAUGAGAACCAGAUAGAACCAUGCUGCUGGAACACAUACCGUGCCCAUAGGGACGCCCAGCAGACCCUGGCGGAGUUCGAAGGUCAUGACCCCGGAACGGAAAGUGACGAUGAGGAGGAAUCCGCGAUGAGAGAGAGAUUCGGAAUAUCCGAGGAUUUCGUGGAGGUGAAAAAAUCCAUCUGGGAAAGAUGGAAAAUUCGGAUUUGGAACAUUGUUGACGAGCCCAAGGCCAACCGAUUAUCACGUAUAUUUGCCAUCACUUCCGUCUUUUUCAUCAUUCUGUCCAUUGCCUCAUUCUGUCUGGAAACGCACUCCAAGUUUCGUUACGACAUUUCCAGUAAUAGCUCCAAUAAAUCGCAAUCCAUAGUGGAUCGGGUUCGGAACUCCCGACCCCACGUUGUAUUCCAAGUGCUGGAGUAUAUGUGUAUGAUAUUCUUUACCUUUGAAGUGAUUGUUCGAUUCAUAUCAUGUCCAAACAAAGUCAAGUUCGUUAAAGACUUCUACAACUGGAUAGAAUUGUGCUCUGUAAUUCCCUUUUACACGCUCAACAUCGCAAGUUGCCUAUCACCGGGAUUUGUGACGUCAGACACUGGGAUGUUUAUUAACGCAUUGCGUUUUAUUAGAAUUUUCCGCAUUCUUAAACUGACACGUUAUUUUAGCGGACUGAAAAUUCUGGGACACACCAUUCGAGCUAGCGCCAGAGAGCUACUCUUGUUGUUCCUGGUUCUCAUAAUAGGAGUUCUAAUUUUCGGUGUGCUAAUUUAUUUUGCUGAACAAAUUCAAGAAGAUAGUUUAAAUAACUUUUCUGACAUUCCAAUUAGUUUCUACUGGGCGGUUGAAACGAUGACUACCCUGGGUUAUGGCGAUGUUGUGCCAAAGACAAUGACAGGCUACAUAAUUGGAUGCGCAUGCGCAGUAUGUGGUCUUCUUAUGUUAUCUCUUCCGGUUCCGAUUAUUGUCAGUAAUUUCACACUAUACUACUCCCAUGCACAAGCCAAAAUGAAAUUACCUAAGAAAAAUAAGAACAUUUUAGUGGGCGCCGCUAACGUUCUAAAAGAGAGCUCGUUCGGUACGGUGACACCCGUGGAAAGUAAUGGAUCCGCCGGCGGUGAACCCAGUAAAGAUUCUCGACGAAACAGCAACGACAGUGCCCUGGGCAGCUGCAACAGUACGGAAUCCCCUCCAAGUAUAAAGGAACAAAUCGGUAUAAGUGUCAUAUUUACAAACGAAACCCCUCCCGGAAAUACGUCACCAGCCAGUUCUGGAUCGCCUGGACAAAAACGGAAGUUGUCGGACAUUAAUGAAAUCCCUGGUCGGCGAUGCAGUAGUUUGGAGGCCCCAUCUCCCAUAAUGCACAGACUGAACCGCUCUGGUUAGUGUUUUUAAGAUAUACCCCACGAUUGCCAGUGGGUAGGGGGUAUAAGGGUAGGGGUAUAGAUGACGAAAUCUAUCAUAACCUUUUAUCAUAUGAUAUACCAGAAAACUGUGCAUGCAUUGCUGUAAGUAAAUUUGGUGGAAAAUUCGUAUCCAAUUCCGUCUGAUAAAUAACGUUUACAUUGUGUUUUAAAAACAUUGAUAUGAGUGAGUAAUUCAAAGUUUACAUUUUCCACAAUCCAUAACACCCAACUCUUUCGUUUUUCAAGUGGUUUCAUCUUUCAUCUGACCCCCGCAUGCCUCUCUCGCUAAGAUCUAAAGGAGUGCGGAACACACUUCACUGUUGUCGUGGAGAGAUCCGAGGCGUAAAGUUUACAGUUCGGAGACAGUUAAAACAAACAGAUUUUUAUUUUUUAAUUGCUCCAUCUUUUCUUUUAUAAUGUCCACAGCCAAUAGAAUACACAUGUAUAUGGAAAUACCGAUCUCAAUUUUGAAUUUUCUCCAGGUUGUUCUACGUUUUUCGCAUGAAAUCUGUUUUCACCCCAUUCACGGUUUCAUUUACAUGUUAUAUGAUUAAGAAUUACAGAUAUAUUAUGAAACAUUGCAGUGUUGAUUUCACUAUUUUACCAACAUCGACAGCAGCAAUGGUUCAUAACUGUACGCAGAUAUAAAGUAACUAAUUGAAAAAAAAAAUGAUUUAUGAAAAUAAUUUUAAUUUCUAAUGAAUUGUUUGAUUGAAAGUAUAAUUGAAAAUUGUUCACAUUGCCGACACAGUCCAUAAUGUACACCACAGAUAUGAUUAUUUCCUCGAUGAAUCCUUGAAUCUUAUCAAAUCUGUGAUGUACACUCAAUAUUAUAUUGUAAACAAGGUCGUAUCAAGAAUAUAAAAUCGUUAUGAGAACGCAAGUUCAGUCAAAAUUGAAAAAUCACUUAAACUCGGAAACUUUCUCUUGCUAAUUGUAUAAAAACUAUCAAAACAAACAUUUACAUGAAUUUCGAAAGCUAACGCACGCCAUCAAAUUUGAAUUUGAGUGUACAUGAGCGGUGUUUCGCGAGAGUCUGGACCAAUUUCCUGCAAAUUAUUUCUUCCAAUUUCAAACCUCUUCGUGAGAUAAUCCGAUUACCGGAUACCAUACCAAUGGAGAUUUUCUUUUUAAAUUCAUCAAGAACAACGGCUUUGAUCAAAUUAUUUGACUUCUUUUUGGAGUUCUGACUGCCUGAUGCAUCACAAAUCAGAUGUCUUUCAAGUCCCGAGUUCUUGGUGCCUUCGCCAUCUCUCUAAAAUAGUCGCGACUACUCAAACACGCAAUGUUGGAGUGUGUGAGUGAGGAUUUUCACUAUUUAAAAGACGACGUCAAUCUGUACAAAGAGCUCAUUGCAUUAAAGGCAUCCUGUGAAUGGAUGAAACCUGUAAAUUAAUUUCAUCUCAUAAUUUCACAGAAUAAGUUUUAUAUUUAUAGCAACGUCGGUUUGUAUAAUAUUUUGCCACUCUGGGCUGCUGUGUAUAUAAAGAUAAAAACACAUGUGCAGAUAUAUAUGUGCCAAAAUUAUUUGGUUACUAUAUUUUGAACUAAUUUGAUAGCCAAUUCCCGAUUUAGGAAGCGUAAACUACCCCAAACGAUUGAUACCCCCUAUCACACGCUGUACUAACGACUUCAGGUAUUCAAUGUGUAACGGAAGGAGAUUAAACAAUUUUGAAUGAUUUUAGGUCGAGAUAAAUAUUUAUUGCUACAUGUUGAUGUGAAAUGGGCCAAAAUCACUUGACAAGUAAAUGAUUAGAAAACGGUCUUUUGCGCAUGAAACUUUUUGGAAGUUAUCCGCCCUUGAAGCUAAGAAAAAUCUAAUUUUUUUAAAAAUAUGUGAUAAAUAAUCAUAUUUCGUAUUUUCAUAAAGGAAGGUUUAUUUAAUUUUUUACCAAGAGAGUUGUAUGAAAAUACGAUUUCUUUUUAAAAUAUUUUAAUAAAACGUGUUCUUCCUACAGACUUCAAUGUAAAAUUGAAGGUGAGAUAAAUUAAGCUGCAAUUCAAAUUUUGUAAAGUUCCCAUGGUAACCCGUCCUAAUGAUACCAAAGUUACAAAAAUCACACCAUCUAUUCAUUACACAUGAAAUACCUCGUUAUACAUUGAAUACGUUCAUUUCGUACACUUCUGUGCUUUCUUCACCUGUCCAACACCAUAAAGUCUGAAUAUGUACCGUACUGCUGCCUAAUUCGGGUAAAUGUGAUUGUACUUUUGGUGUCCUCGGAAUACCAAGAUGACCACCAUGUUAUCUCAUCGACUAGUUUUUCUCGGAAUUUUGCUCAAAGCGCACGGCAAUAGUUGCGCAGAUUAGACACAUUUUGCAAUUUAGCCAACAGCAAAACCGAAAUAUGACCACUCUAACUCCCCCGAUAUACGAUUCCUUUUAAGUUCUUUAAGAAAUGAGAGAGAAACUAUCGUUAGACAAACUCGAUCUUUAUUACCAUUCUUUAAAAUGUUACCGAGGAGAGCUGUACUCUGUACAUCAAACUAUUUCCUUUAACAGAAUAGAGACCGCAGAAAUUUUAAUGAGUUUCAAUCACAAUACAAUCUUCCAAUUAAAACAAAUUAAAGUUGUCAAUGAACUAUGCCCAGUAUAUAUGCAGUCACAGCAUGUCCUAUAUUACUUUCGUCUUUAAAACGAAAUUCUUUAUUUGGGAAGAGAUUCUAAUUUUAUUGUCAUGAUCGUGCAAUAACUACAUGCUGUCAGACUUGUAAGAACUAGGAAGACGAUUGAUUGCAGAUUUGCAAUUGUUCACUUCCGGAGGUGCAGAGUUAAUUCUCAUCCCGUCUAAUUCGAACUGAAAGGAUAAUUAAUUCAAUUUUACCUCUAUUUACAGUAUCUUUUCGUCAUAUUUAAAUUAAGAACACUUUCACAUUAUGUACGGUAAAAACGGCAUAUAUCUUUUAGAUAGAUGCGAAAUAUCUUUAAAGCUAAAAAUAUUCAAAAACAGUCCAAUUUCAGAUUGAAUAUUGCCAACAUAAGCGAAUUACGCUAUAGCACUGCAGAGCUUGCUUACUGAGGAAAGACAAAUAUAGUGUAUACAUUGUGGGUUAAAUUUGUUUGUGUGUAUGUGUGUUUUAAUUACUCAUUGUUCAGUUUUAUUCAUUUCUGGGGUCAUCAAUAAACCUUUAGUGAGUACAAAUCCUUUGGACUUCGACGUGAUUCAAGGUCAUGUAAUAAAAUAGUUUGACCUACAUCAAUGCAAAUUAUGAAAGAACAAUGUCUUAUAGCAUCUACUUUAAGAAACAUUACAAAAGUCCAUACUUCUUAAAAUGAGGGAAGGCCUCUGUCUGAUGAGACAAUACUCAACCUAUAAUAGCCGAACCCAGUCGUGAUAUCGAGCCAUCUGCCCACUGUCAAUAAUGGAAGAGACAGAUUAAACUUUGCCUCGGUUAUAUUAUAGUCAUGUUUUCUUUUCUUACAUGUUUUAAGCAGAAAACAAAACCAUAAAGGACAAAAAUGUCAAUACUUACCAUACCCAGAUUGGAUUAGAUUACUAACAUAGUGUCAAUAUGACGUACAUUUAUACAUAUGUAUAUUCCUGCACGGGGUCUCACUGAGUUUAGUUAUUGUAGACGGCUUGUCAGAGCUGCAAGUACGCAACCGUCGCUUCGAGUGUCUUAAUACUUGGGGAAGGGUGUCUUUACUACAAAUAUCUGUCUCAUUGUAAUGUUUGUAUUUCCUGGGUAGACAACAAAAUGUGAAGUCUAGAUGUAAUCUUUGUACUUCCUUAAUUAGUGGAAGUCAAAACAUGAGAACUAUGAGAUUCUGAUGUUUGUACUUCCUGGCCGAAUGUCAGAACAUGACAGCUACAGUCUGCAAUGGUUAUACUUCCAUAAUGGUAGUCAAAACAUGACAAAUACAUACUGCAAUGCUUGUACUUCCUUAAUUAGCGGAAGUUAGAACAUGACAACUACCGGUACAUACUCUAAUGUUUGCACUUCCCGGAUGAAUGUCAAAACAUGACAAUUACAGACUCUAAUGUUUGUACUUCCUGGAUGGAUGUCAGUUUCCUGAAUGGACAUAUCAAUAUGACAGCUACCCAUUGUAAUGUAUCUACACUCAUACAUGUACAUGUGAUAGUCAUGCUGCAAUUAUAAUUCAUACAAUCGCCCCAGUAAAUCAAUAGAUUGCUACAUAACAUUUAUGUUUUGAAAAUAAUAUACCUAUUCCAAAUGAUAUCUAUUGAUUGUGAUGCAGUGCCAUACCGGUCACGGUAGCUCAGUGGUAGAGCGUUCGCUUCGUAUCCGGAGGGUCGUGCGAUGGCAGCGUCAAAUCUAAAACGUUAAUACGGGUAGUGAUUGCUCCUUCGUCAAACGCUCGGCAUUUAGAAGUGAGAAUCACGGGUCUUUCGGAGGUCCUGUGUCACGACAGACGUUGGUACGAUGAAGAACCCUCACUGCUACGGCUCUGAACGCUAAGCAUAGGUCAAUAAAUUUGUGAUAAUUCAUCUACAGCUGGUGACGUCUCGAUAUGAGUGAAAAAUUCUCGGCGGAACGUGAAACAAACAAACAAUCAAUCAAUCAGUGUUAUAUAAAUAGAGCAUUCAAGGGAGGACAACAUUGAAAAUUGUCAACCCAAGAAAACCAUUGUCGACCGAGGAGGAGCCAAAUUUUAAGGAGUUUAAAUAAACUAAUAUUAAUCGAAGCAUUGUAUGUUUUUGAAGGUGAACUGUAUGAGUUGUCAAGUAAUGCAUAUAUUGACCGUUGCUACGUUCUAUCACACGGGAGGGCGUGGUUUUAUCACUCAGAGGGUGACAGUAUAUUUUAUCAAGUGUUUCUCAACCAAUCAGCGUCAACUAAGUUACAUGAAAGUAUAAUAUUUAUAGAUUAUCUAAUACUUGAAGAAACAUGACAUGAAAAAGAAUUUGAGUAAGGAUUCUUAUAAACAUGUCUACACCUUUCAUUCUGAUCUCGGUUAUUCACCAUAUUUAUUACUCUAAUAAAUUGACCCUGGGUGUGACCUUCUGUAAGGAGGGAUCAACCUGCUACCUAAUACAAACAAUGCUAUCAACUUCAGAUUUAAUGUGCUAUUUCUGAAUUACAUUUCUCGUAGAGUUUCUUCUUUUUUUAGUUAAGAGUAUGAGUAAAUGAGGUGAACUUUAAAAACAUGGAUAUGUCUUUUCAUUCUUUCCCUUAUAUAAAAAUAAAGGAUGUGAGCGCUGUGGACCAAAGGCCCAUGAUUUCAUUUCUAAAUGAUUUACUGUAUGAAAUGCUGAUGGUAAAUCCAUUAAUUUUAGAACAUACCGGUAUUGAAAUAGAUUGAACGUUUUUCAAUUAAUCCUUGCAUAAAAUCCAAUGCACAAAUAGAGUUUAUGUAAGUACAAUAGUUAUUUCGAUAUUUGAAUAUGCAGAAAAUGCCAUUAAUUCAUUUCUAGGAAUUCGUUUAUAGUUUUAAUUGUAAAUAUCUUCUGGGCAAAGGGAUUUUACCUACAUCAUUCCAUUGUGUUAUUCUGUUUUAUUUAGAUGUUCCUCAGGGUGCAGGUAAUGACGUCAGGGAGCACUGCAAUAUCACUUUCAAAAAUACAAUUUCAGACUACUUUCUCAAAACUAGCAAUUAGAUGCGAUUUAAAUACAGUAUGAUCUCGGUAAACCACCAAAGAACUGAAGUUUUAGUCAUUUUGUAUUAAUUCUAAAGCUCUGUAAAAAUAGCCCCUUCUCUGGAUAGACGGAUAAGAUUUCCAAACCACAAAUUAGAUCCGUAUAACUUUCAUCGCACUCGUCUAGAGAAUUAUCUUGAAUCAAUAUGUUCUCAAGAACCAUAAACAAUAAAACGGAGUUAAUUUUGGGUGCGAUAAAGUGCAGGUAUAUGUAUAUAGAACCCCGUACGUCUGGUCUGAUGGGAUAGCAGAAUCGAUGUUCAAUUGGUAGUCAAUAUUUCCGGUGUACACAUUAUUGGACAUGAAAGCUUAGCAAGGCUCUAGCUUUCUUUACCAUUACCCUCGCCAUGUUUACAAAUAAACAGCUGCGGAGCACCGUAGACUGAUUGUUUUUCAAGGUGCUUCACACGGGCGAGGGCCAUUACCUGGUGAUUUGGAAUGCAUUAGGUGUUGUCCGACUGUUUUCAGAACUAAAUAACUACACAUUGUUAAUACAUUAUUACUAUUAUUGUUUUUCCAAUUGACCACCCUCAGUCGAGAAGGCUGCGCAGAUAUGAGCUAAAACACAUAUAUACAUUAUAUACCUCCAAGUUUUACAUGCGAUGAUCAUAGAUAACACGGCACCAUCAAAUAUUUACAAGUAUUCAUUUAAAUAGACUCUGAUUUGAAUAAUGAAAUAAGAUUAUUGCAUGAUUUAAAUCACGUGUUAUAAUCAGUUGUACAAUUAAUCAUAUGUAAGAUUUACAUAUGUAAAUGAUGUAAGAUUUAAAUCACAUGUAAUGAUCAGAUGCACUGUUUACGUCACA